Chenopodium quinoa (quinoa) is the source of this 1863-nucleotide messenger RNA. RefSeq lists its product as uncharacterized. Bases 143 to 1771 code for a protein of 542 amino acids. Lineage: Eukaryota; Viridiplantae; Streptophyta; Magnoliopsida; Caryophyllales; Amaranthaceae. The record is from RefSeq and is a predicted model, not a curated record. The transcript has a single exon.
UUCUUUCCUUUAACCUUUGUCAAAAAAAAGAAAAAAAAAAAUCUUGAUUUUUUUUUGCUAAAAAUAGCAAGAUACUUUACCUAUUACAUAUUUAAUUGCACAAUUUACCUUAUGUGAUGGUUUAUUGGUUAUUCAAGUACAAAUGAUUGUAGCAAUUGGGUCAAACCCAAAUCUUCAAAAUUGGAUAACAUGGGCCAAUAUCAUAAAUGGCAAUAGAAUCAAACCCAAAACAUUUCAUUUCCUCCCCAAUUUAUCUAAACACACAUUAUAUCAUUCCAGACUCUCGCGCCAAAUGCUACAAUUACACAAACUACCCCAAAAAUCGUCAUUAACAACAAACAUGAAGCCAAAUUCUGUGAAAAACAUCUUCCUUCGUCUUCUAAUCUUCUUCAUCUUCCUCUUCCUUUUACGCUUCAUCUUCAUCAUUUCCUUCAAUGGAGAUUUCUGCAAUCUUUCUUCUUCCACCAAUUUUUGUUUCUUCUCAAAUACUCCAUCUUCUUCCCAACAACAUUCUACCCAAAUCACCAUUCUUCCCAACUUCCGCGCUUCGAAUGAAUAUGAAUUUUACUGCAAAAUCUUUCAAGAUUUCAUCAUCCAUGGAUUUCUCUCUCCUAAUUCUUCCGCAUUUUGUCUUAAUUCAUCCCACAUUAUUGCUCUCAAAGACCUAGGCAUUGUUCAAUCUUUUAGUCUUUCCUCUGAAAUUGUAUCUUCUCAUCUCCCCUUUUCUGAUCAAUUUUUUGAUUUUAUGUUUUUUCAUAAAUUUGAUCUCCCCUCUUCGAUUCCCCUUCUGGGUUUUGUUUUAGAGAUUGAAAGAAAGCUUAAACCAUCUGGGAUUCUUGUAAUUCACACACAAAUCAAAGAUUUUUACGCCUUUCAUUCGAUUCUUAAGCUUUUCGAUUUCUGCAGUUUUGUUAAGGGUCGUGAUAUUCCUGGUCCUAACCCUUCGAUUCCUUCAAUUCGUGAGAUUAUUUUGAAGAAACCCAUUAUUCCAAUUCAUAAAAUUGAUCGAAAAGAUUCAAUUGAACAAUGCUCUGUUUCUGGGUAUAGUAUUCAAUUGAUCAAUAAUUCGGAGCCUUUGAUUCAGAAAGAGCCAUUGAAACCUUGGAUUACAUUGAAGAGGAACUUGAAGAAUGUAAAGUAUCUGACUUCGAUGGUUGAUAUAAGCUUCAAGCCUCGAUACGCUUACAUCGAUGUCGGGUCUCGAAGCUAUGGCUCCAGCAUUGGUAGCUGGUUUAACAAAAGAUACCCAAAACAGAACAAAACAUUUGAAGUUUUUGCAAUCGAAGCUGAUAAAUCGUUCCACGGAGAAUUACAAGCUAAAAAAGGCGUUACGCUUCUGCCGUAUGCAGCUUGGGUGAGGAAUGAGACAUUGUUCUUUGAAAUUAACAGAGAACCCACAAAGAAAAUGAUCGAGGCAAACAGAGGAAUGGGGAGGAUUCAACCGGUGCAAUCGUCAAUAAAUUUCGAGGGAAGUGUCGAUCAAAUAAGGGGAUUUGAUUUUGCAGAGUGGUUGAAAGGUGAAUUUGAGGAAAGAGAUUUUGUAGUGGUGAAAAUGGAUGUUGAAGGAACAGAGUUUCAAUUGAUUCCAAGGUUGAUUGAAACAGGGGCACUCUGUUUAAUUGAUGAGAUUUUCUUAGAAUGUCAUUAUAAUCGAUGGCAAAAAUGUUGUCCUGGUGUUAGAAGUCCUAAGUAUGAUAAAACAUAUGAUCAAUGUCUUAAUCUCUUGUCUUUUUUAAGAGAUAGAGGAGUACUUGUUCAUCAAUGGUGGUAGUUUGAUAAAAUUUUACUAUUUUAGGUCUUAGUUUUUGGUUAGAAUUAUGUUGUCAUUUUGUUUCUCACAAAUGUACAUGAAACUUUAUUACA